Neurospora tetraspora is the source of this 945-nucleotide messenger RNA. RefSeq lists its product as uncharacterized. The record is from RefSeq and is a predicted model, not a curated record. Bases 1 to 945 code for a protein of 314 amino acids. Lineage: Eukaryota; Fungi; Ascomycota; Sordariomycetes; Sordariales; Sordariaceae. Gene Ontology annotation, molecular function: oxidoreductase activity. The transcript is spliced from 2 exons.
AUGGCCUCAACCUGUUUCUACCAACCGCUGGAAUCCGAGAAGAAUCAUCCCUUCUCUCGCUCAACACCACCUACACCCCCAGAAUCAUUCGCCCUCCUCUCCCCCAUAGUCAGCACCCUCCUCCUCUGGUCCGGCGGGCCCUACACCCUCCUCCUUCAAAUCUCCCACCCCUCCAUCGCCCUCGGCUCCUGCAAGCACUCACGCUUCGCCCAUACAACCCCUUCCAAAUCCUCCUCCAGAUCGUCCUCUUCAGACUUUGAAGUAACCCUUUCCCGCCUCCGCCGCACCUCCGCUUACAUCCUCGCCGUUUCCCUCGGUACACCGGAGCAGAAACGAGUGAUUGUUGAUAUAGUGAGGAAACAACACGCUUUUGUAAGGGGGAGUGGUACUUGUCAGUGGAAGUCUGCACAUGGCAUGAUACCGAGUGAGGAAAAGGGGAUGGCGCCGGCGGAGAAGAUUGUGAAGACCGCGAAGACGGUGGAGUACGAUGCCGCGGAUGGGGAGUUGCAGAAGUGGGUGGCUGCUACGUUGUUUUUGGGGGUUUCGCUGGAUAUGCCAAGCGAGAUGUGGCCUGAUUCGAUGGAGAAGUUUGAUGCGUAUGUCGAGGAGACGGUGCAGGAGAGGCUGGUGGUGACGGAGGAGGCGAGGAAGCUGGCGAAGAUACUGCUGUGGGAUGUGAGGGUGCCGUGGUGGAUGAGGUGGGUGUUGCCGAUUGUGAGGGUGUUUAUGGCGUGUUGGUUGCCGUCGGGUUUAAGGGAGGGGUAUGGAUUGCCGGAUCCGAAGGAGUGGUGGGUGUCGGGGUGUUAUUUUGUGCUGGUUUGGGUUGUUUCUUUGGUGGAUUUGGUAAUACCCAGGAUUGUCAAUGAUGCGGUGUUCGGGUUGAUGAGGAGAGAUAGGGAGAGGGCGGUGGAGGGAGUUCAGAGGACGGAUAGGUGGACGAUCUGA